UCAAUCUAUCGUUGAAAGAUAUGCAAUUCGCUUUCCUCUUCGAACGAUAUCGCUUCGAAAUAUUGAGAGUCACGGGUGACGAUCAUUGACUGCGCGCCAGGUAUGCAAUCGAGGAAAUAUAAAUUAACGAGGAGCCGGGUCGUUGACACGCCGGGGGAGAGUCGAUUUAACACUCGAACUGUUUUUCUCGACAAGGUUUUUUGCCGAUUAUAGAAAAGCCAAACCCAUUCGGUUUGUCUCGCAUCGCUAAUCGCCGAAUAUAAAAGAUCUCGAGGAUCGUGCGUCGCAGACAUUUAACAGGUAACAUUGGCGACUAUCUAUCGAACGUCGGUGGUGCGUCAUGCUGAUUAUUUUCACCGUCCUACUUAUAUCGGCGCUCAACUCUGCUACAGGGGUUGAAUUUUUCAGUGCAAGUUUCGCGAGACCGAGACGAGGGAUCGUCGAGACGAGCCACGAUGAUCCCCGGGACGGUAAACCUCGAUCGAUCGACGUGGAGAAAAGUAGUCCAAGAUCGAAUUACAAAAAUGCCAAAAUUGUAAAGGAGCCUAUAAUUGGUUCCAUCGAUUCGCCAAUGUACGGUGAUAUAUUCAAACAAUCAUCGUCGUACAUUGUUCCACCGUUUGAGACUCAGAACGUGCCGUUCCUGCCGUAUUCCGAUAAUUUAUUUACCAUAUCUGCCGGCUACAAAAUUGCAAACGACGACAAUUUCGGCAAACCGGUAAACCAAGCAAAGAUAUACAACCAGAACGUGGCUGCAGGUACAAAGUUACAAAUUCCAGUGUACAAGACUAAUUAUCCACCGAAAUCCGGCGAAACGUACGCGCCAAUUUUCCAAAAUAAGAAAGCCUCGUUUCCCUCGUACUUGUCCAACUUGCAGAACCAGCUAGUUUUGAAGCCAACUGUGGAAGACAAUCGGUUCAAUUUCGGGGAAGCGGGGACGGGCGAAAAGGUAAACGCCGUUCAGCAACUGGGCUCCCAUUUUCUGCUGCCCAGUUUUCAAGGCCAAGUGAUCCCCAUUUCCACCCUGGCCAACAACGCGCCGUUCCCGCGCUACAAAGGCGCGGCAAUCCAGGUUUAUCCAACCGUGGCCGGGUUUUCAACCACGGCUUAUCAACCCCUCCAGGCACAGCAACAAUUCCAAUUUGGCCACGGUAUCGUCCAACCUGUUGACAACUCGGGGCGACCUCCUCCUAGCCAGGCGGAGGAAAUUCGAUCAGACGUCGAGAUAAUCGACGAAAAGAAACCCAGACCCCCGCCUAGGAGCGACGAAGAUGACGGCGAUCAAGCUGAUGACGACGAUCAUGGUUAUACCCCUCCUGAAAGACAUGAGGCAAAUUCGCAGGACGAUAACGAUGAUUACGAGGUUAAGAGUUUUAAAGCGCCGCCUGCGGAAGGUGACUUUAAGCCCUCCACGUCGUUUCCAUUCAAGGAAUACGACGAGAAGUUUGGCAGAUACUCGAAUCGUGAUAAAUUGGGUGGGGAUGAGAAAUCGGUUUCGAAGAAUCGUGAUUAUUCGGGCGACGAUGACGACGAGUCUUCGGCCAGGUAUCUGUCGGAGGACACUUCCUCGAAAGCUUACUACGAUCGGCAAGAGGAGGAAGAGGGUGAAACGUACGAUGACAAGCCACGUGACUACGAAAGACGGAAGACGAAAGAGGAGAGAGACGAGAAUGCGGCUAAAUAUUACGAUAAAAAUUUCGACGAGGAAUUCGAUGCGUCGUACAAAGCGAAAUUAUCGAAACAAAAAAUGAAACACGGGAAAGGAGGGAGGAACAUCUACGAGGUCGAAGAUCCUUCGAGCGAAGGAAGUCAAAGGAACUUCAGGUAUUACAAAGAUUCACGGAAUACAGGAGGGUAUAGCUUAGUACCUGAAACGAAUAUAUACGAAGGAGGUUUUGGAUAUAAGAUACUUGGAAGACGUACGAUAUUAUAAGAUCCACGAUUCAUCUGCGUUAAUAUUCGAAGGACAAUUAUAUCUGUUCCAAUUUUUGUUGUGUUAUUUGUAUAUUACGUUUGUUUCUAUAUAUACGUGUUA
Apis mellifera (honey bee) is the source of this 2035-nucleotide messenger RNA. RefSeq lists its product as uncharacterized. The record is from RefSeq and is a predicted model, not a curated record. Lineage: Eukaryota; Metazoa; Arthropoda; Insecta; Hymenoptera; Apidae. The coding region runs from base 341 to 1933 and encodes 530 amino acids. The transcript has 5 exons.